CACAGAUUUACUGACAGAGUUACUGUUCCUCGCUCGGAGACUCAAGAAUGAAUGAAUGGCUGGUUUCUGCUCUGUGGAUGUGACAAUCCACUGACCGCACAACUUGUUUGACUCCCCUCUAGUAAAUUUCCCUGAACCAGCAGCCAGAUGACUGAACUACGGCAGUCGCAGAGCCAGCUCCAACAAACAGCAGACGCCUCUCUGACUGAGAAGAUGCAGUUCUGGUUGGACAAAGCAGUGGCUUGGGGCCAAGCUGACAGUCCAGACACUCGUAGAGACACCUGCCUGCACUUGACCAGACUGAGGGAUUUCCUCCAACAACUUGUUCCACACAUCAACAGUCUGAGCUCAACAACAGAAACAUUGAAGAGGAUGCCGUUUUUAGGCCAGUUAUUAGGCCGACUGUGCUGGAACCCAUAUGUCACCGUGGGAUAUACGAGCAGAGGACUACUCCUCCAGUGUUUGUGGGGACUGUACUCGGAGCAUCCAAGCAGUGCUCUGGAGAGAAAAGCCAAUCUGUGGAUACGGAAAGUGUUGUGUCAGCUUGCUACGGAGGAAGAUGAUGCUGCAUCGGCACUAAUGAAGUGUAUGGGUGUAUCAGCUAAAGAGUAUCAUCUCAAAGUUCUGAAAAAGAUGGUGACACGGCAGCAGGAAAACAUUGGGAAGAGUUGCUGUGCUCGGAGCAGUACAAGUCAAAGGUGUUCAUGUGACAUUGUCCUGGCAACCUCAGAGGUUUGUAUCCCCCUCCUCAACUGUCCCGAGGCGUCUCCCCUUGUUACGUCUUUGCUGCAGCAGCCGCUGACUUGCUCCAGAGCAGCUCUGAGCGAGGACUUCCUGGACGCUCUGAGCUCUUCCUACUCCAGCCGUGGGUUGACUUUGGAUGAAGCAGCCUUAAUCCCGCUCUGGUAUCACUCUCUCCCGGCUCUGGAGGAGGCCGUGCUUCGUCUGCUGGAGUCCGUCACCAACACAGAGUCAACACCACAACAGCUGCAGCAGCACGUAGCUAAGUCAGUCCUGCCCAAAGCUUGUGCUCAACACUGUUCUAUGUUCCUGGUUACUAAUGACAUCUUCAGGUCGAUCCUUAAGCGGGCCGAGGGAUCGCAGCCGAUCAGGUCUGUUAUCCAGGCCUUCACCAGCUGCUUCCUGAGGGAACUGGCAGUUCUGCAGCCUCAGACCCUUGCAUCUUUAAAGGACUUCUUCCCACAGUCUCCUCAGAGUCUGCUCGUUCCCCUCUCAAUCAUGCCGUCAGAGGUGCCGCAGGAAGCUUGGAAAAAUCACCUCAAGUGGCUCAGUGGCUCGUUGGAGAGGCUGAUACAGGAGGAGGAGGGAGACGGAGACGGCAGCAGCACCAGGGGGCAGCACAGCGUGUUUGAGGCCUGGUUCCUGCUGGUUCAGUGCGCCCACUGGGUGCAAGCGGCGCUGCAGCUGCUGGCCACAUCAGGGCCCGAGGACUGCGGCCCACUCCUGUGGCUGCUGACCUUCUACCAUCACCCCACCAACAGGUGGCACCAUAGAGCUUUGCAACUGGAAAAGGCCAAGGAAGCGUGGGACCACCUGCACACUCUCUGCUGCGGCUCGGUUCGUCCUCUUCCCGUCCAGCGCCUGCAGUCGUUGGUCACUCUGGUGUCACCACAAGCUCAGCCGACGUCACCGGCUCCGUCGCUGACCUUCAGCCUCUUGGUUCACUUUGCUGCUUUCUGCCAGCUACCGCUGCGUGACUCAGUGGAGCUUUUACAGACGGUGGUGCAUCAGUCCGGUCUGCGUGAUGAAGCGGCCAACGCUCUCAGCUCACUGCAGUUCAGACUAAAUGAAGGAAGCUGCUCCUCAAGCGACACAGUUCACCUCAGGAUCAACGAACUUCAGAACGCAAUAACACACAUCCAAGCAGAGCCAGACACACACACACACACACACACACACACUCAUAAACUCCACAACAGGUGAGAGCAUCUAGCCCCCCCCCCCCCGACAGAAACAUGCAAGAACCCUUACGACAGUAAACUUUCGCAAGCCUUGUCAUUGUGUUAAUGUGCUGCUGCACGAUGACAGCAGUGUGUCAAAACACAGGACAGAUUGCAGUACACGACGAGGAUACAUGAAUACACACAUACUCAUACACAACUGUAUGCCUUGCAAACACACUUAGGACAGUGACAGCUGUCACUGUAAAGCUUGUACGUCCUCCCACUCGCUGAAUUUCAUCAUUAUAAACUCUUCAUGCUCCACGGGCUGAAUGCAAGAUUUGGGUGCAAGAAAAGUAGAAUAAAGGUCAAUAUUUCUGCAUGGAAUAAAAAACACUGUUUUGCGUACAUAUAUUUCCUGAUUGUCUGCAAAAGUGAAGUUUGACUUACAACUUGAAGCAUUUAGUACACUGAGACUGCUGGCCUGCUACUGCUGCCAUUGGGGAAAUGGAAAUGAAAAACACAUGGAUAUAUCCUUCUGCAGAGCUGGAAUUAUUCUAAGAAAAUGGGGGGGCCAGUUCUGGGAUAAUCAGCCCAACCACCUGUGGAGUGUAGAAGUACGUUGUCUUUAGCAAUCAGAAGUAAUAGCUGUCAACAGGACAACGACUGGCCUCUCCGAUGAGGUCAGCAUCACACACAGCUUGCUGCUUGUGCAAGAACAUGAUUUAAUACAGGAGCAGUAACCUCCACUUUUCUCUUUAUUAAUGAAUUACCAAACUAUUGUGUGGCGUAAUUCUUUAGUGUGCACCUGUGAUGGAUCAUCAUUUAUAUUUAAUGUCUGUGAAAGCACUGUAAUGGUUUACAACCUUUUUGAUGAAAAUACAAUUAAAGGAGAUGCAUUUAUUUCAUCAGAAUUUUUUAUUGCAAUAUAAAAAAAGUGAUUUUAUAAAAACCCAUCAAUUAGCAUUUGUUUGUAUGACUAAAAUGU
Molecule: messenger RNA, 2889 nt
Organism: Cololabis saira (Pacific saury)
Lineage: Eukaryota; Metazoa; Chordata; Actinopteri; Beloniformes; Belonidae
Gene: fancc
Product: FA complementation group C
Exons: 15
Coding region: 148-1944 (598 amino acids)
Biological process (GO): nucleotide-excision repair; cellular response to oxidative stress; interstrand cross-link repair
Cellular component (GO): Fanconi anaemia nuclear complex
Source: RefSeq, a predicted model, not a curated record